Molecule: messenger RNA, 3773 nt
Organism: Ceutorhynchus assimilis (cabbage seed weevil)
Lineage: Eukaryota; Metazoa; Arthropoda; Insecta; Coleoptera; Curculionidae
Source: the annotation of a GenBank genome assembly
AGUUAAAAAUAGGUUUCGCAAAACAAUGCCUUGAAAUGGAGGAGCCUACACUUACGAGUCCGAAAAAGUCCAAGACAAAGAUUAGCAAAUUCAGUCGCAUUAUUGGUUUAUUCGAAAUUUCUAGACCGAAUAAAACUAGACUGCUGCGGACCAACUCAUUGCCAGCUUCCAGAGCAAGUCACAGUGAAACUAAAACUUCAAGGGGACUGCUGAAAAGCUAUAGCAACGGUGAGAGUAAAGUGCAAAAACUCAAAGAAGAAAUCGAGCAAAGAUGCAACAAGGAUUAUGUACCUUCAACACCGAAACCUGUAAAGAAGAAAUUACAAAGGCAAAUAAAAGAAGACCAAUCAAGAGAAAAUUGGUUACUUGAUAAGGAAAAAAUAAUGGAAGAUAUCAAUAAACUUCAAGAACGCAUUGAGGAUGUUACACAAGAAAUACAAAAUAGUGAUACCGAACUAGAAAUAACAUUUGAUAAUGUUUUUGAAGAGACAUUGAUAGACAAAUUAAGUGAUGAUGAUAGUGAAACUAGCAAUUUUACAAGAUUAAGUGGUGAUACAGUACUUCACAGAGUUAGCAGUGAUACAAUAGAGGAAGAAGAUAUUAUAGAGUUUGAAAAUAAUAUUAGUGCAAGUUUAAUCCCAUAUAGAAGAUCAUUUAGUGCUGAAGCUGUUUAUGAAAUUUCAAGAGACAGUGGUGCAUCAAAGACACGACUAGAAAAUAAUGAAGGUACAGCAAAAACAACCGAAGAUCAUAUUGAGGAAGCACACAGUAGUGAAGAAUCAACAAAUAACGUCAAUCAUGAAGAAAUAAUAACUCAUGAAGACACAGAAAGCCUAGAUGAAAAAGAAUAUUAUGAAGCAGCAGAAAGUAGUGAGACCAAUAAUAAUGAUUCUCAUUCUCAAACCUCAACAAACGAAGAUGAAUAUUAUGAAGCAGUAGAAAGUAAUGAAGAAUCAGAAUUUAUCGAUAAUGAUUCUUCACAUACUUCAGCAAAUGAAGAUGCUCAAACUGAACCUGAUUCUAUUGAAUGGUGGAAACACAAAUCGUUUGUACAAAUAAACCAGGAAAACUCUCUUGAAAAUGACGAAACAAAACAAAAUACUUAUGAAUCUUCUUCAUUUACAGGAAGAUUCAUCAAAAAUAAUAGAUCAAGAAGAAAUAAACGCACUGACAAACGAAGAACUGGUAUUUUACAAAAACCUUUAAGUGUUAGGGAACUCACUAAACGUUAUGAAGGUUUUCAAGAUGCUGCUGAUAAAGGUGAAACUGAAAAUUACAGAAAAAGUUUUAUAGAGGAAAUGGAUAUGGAAAUUGAAAAUAUGCUCAAUGAUGGUUUCCGAGACGAUUUUCAUUUGAGUUUUGAGAAUUUAACUUUGCUUUCUAAUGAUGAAACCGUCAACAAAACAGAAAUUAAUUUAGAUGAUUUAUCGAUCAAAAAAUCAGAAGAUGAAGAAGCAAGUCCUGUUUACCAAACAAUCAUAAUCCUUCCAAACCAAGAAGAACAACAAUACGAAGACUCAGACCAAGACCUGUUUGGUGAAACCUAUUUUAGGGAAGACUUGGAAAAGGGUUUGUAUUAUCUGGAGACUUACAAUGCUGACGGCAAAGAACUAAUCAUGUGCAGCGUACAGGUUGAAAGGCAAAGUGUCGAUUUAAAUAGUUUCGAUAAAAUGAAAGCUAACAGUUGCUCAAAAUUUCUCACCAAUGAUGAAUCAAUGUUGGUACUAAUGGGAGAAGCUAACGAAUCAAAAUCUGGCACUGAUUCAAAAAGAACCACAAUAUAUUCUACAACUUCUGGCGAAAGCUACGAAGAUGAAGGAAUUGAUAUUGAACAAGCAUCAGGCACUUAUGGUUCCAAUGCAUCAGCUAGAAGAGAAACUUAUUGUGAUGAACAAGGAAUUGUGAGAAUUGAAAGGGUAGGCCCAUAUCCACCAGAAGAAACGCAGGAUUAUAAAACGACAAUAAAUUAUUAUUAUUCUGGUGAAGAAGAUGAAGGAGCAAAGGCUGUUGUUGAUGAAGAAAAUUAUUAUGAAUUUGUUACCCAUCAAGAAAUUCCUGUUGUGUCUGAAAUAAAGAAGGAAACGCUUCAGUAUAUUCUAGAUGAGAUUAAAUCGACUGAAAAAAAGUACGUUAGUGAUAUUCGAAAAGUUUUAAAAGAGUACAAAAGCUUCUUGGAAGAGCGGUGCCCUGAAAAAGUUGAUGUAGUGUUUGCGAAUCUGGAGCAAAUAUAUCAAGGGCAACUUCAAUUUAUGGAAGUUCUAGAAGCUGCUGAUGAGGAUAUAAUUGAAGUCGCUAGGGCCUUUAUUGAUUUUGAAGACUUAUUCAGGCUUUAUCCUAGAUACUUUAAAAAUACUCCAAGAGCUAAUGUAGCUGUUAAGGAUUUAGGCUUCCUGAUAAAGGAAAAACAGGACAAAAUUAAUGAUAAACUCCAUUUGUCAGCGUAUCUUUUGACCCCCCUUCAACGAUUAGGCAAAUACAAAUUAUUUUUGGAAAAUAUUAUAAAACAAUUAGGCAAAGAAGGUAAAUCUAUAGGUGCUGUGCAAAUGGCUUUGGAUGUAGUCAAAAAAUACAUGAGUAGAGGCAAUGAUGCUGUAGCCAUUGCUUCCAUACUAUUUAGUCCACUUCACACUAGAGAAUACGGAGCUUUUAUUUCCAGAGAAAAAUUUGCUUUACUAAAACCAAAACGAAUGGAAGUGAUGGUGUUUUUGUUUGAGGAUGUUAUAGUUUUUACUACAGAAGAUCUCAAAAGCAUGGAACAAUUUAUCUACCAUCAAAGCAUCAAGACAAACGACUUGAGGAUAGCGACAUAUGACGAUACAACGAUACAUUUGACCGAUUAUACUAAAACCAAAAGGCGAAAUUCGAGCAAAUACACUUAUAUUUUGGACGCUAAAACUGAUAAAUUGAAAAUGGCUUGGAAACAGCAAAUUGAAGAGAUAUUGUGGAUGCAAAUGAAGAAAAUAAAAGAAAAUACCCUAAAAGAAUACCAAAGCGAAAGCAAUAAAAAUAAACAUCCAUCAAACAGAAAAUUGGCAAAAAGUAGAGAGCAGAGAUCGAAAUCGACAGGUAAUAAACCGACAGGCCUAUUUGGAUUUAACGCAUUUUUAUACAAGUAAAUCGUUUCCAGGAUCUUCGGUGUUCUAUGUUGAAUAAUCCAAAAACUCUCUUUACUGAAGGUAUUCAAAUAUUAUUUCAAAAUUUCGUGUAUAUUAUAAUUAUUGUGUGUUGUGAAAUUUAUUUGAUGAAAUAUUAAUCCAAAAGGACAGAACCCCUCAUUAUUAUUAUUGAUAUCUUGCAUGGAGUGUAGACAUAAUUGAUCCCGUAAAACGAAGUUUUCGUAUAGAAUUUCCAUAAGAUACUUUAAACUUGUCGUUUAUUCCUGAUUUUAUUUUAAAGUGCGUAUUCCCCCUCCGGUCGCCGCUGAUGCACUCUUCAUACUCUCCUUACGCGAUCAAAAAUUUUUUUCGUAACGCUCGAAAAUUGUUGCACCCUCAGCAAAGAAGUUGCACUCCAAAAUAUACCUCUAUCGUGAAAUCGUGACUGAUUUUCGUAUCGCUUACUCCAAGCGGGCGUUGAGAAGUUGCACUUGAAAACCGUUAUUGAUAUAUCGGUAACAAAGUCAUGGAGUAAGUUGGUAUAUUUCCAUGUUGAAGUGAAACUUCUUUAUGCAUGCUUGGAGUAAAACUUCAAGGCCGUGACGCCCGUGACACACGAGCUAGCGUUACGAAUAACCGUCACGAUAUAUUUAACGUCACGUGUAUAAAGGAUCCCCC